Messenger RNA from Boeremia exigua, 1105 nucleotides. RefSeq lists its product as uncharacterized. The transcript has a single exon. Lineage: Eukaryota; Fungi; Ascomycota; Dothideomycetes; Pleosporales; Didymellaceae. The coding region runs from base 387 to 941 and encodes 184 amino acids. The record is from RefSeq and is a predicted model, not a curated record.
CACUAUCGAAGCUGAAGGGGAUGUUCCUGUCGUCGAGAGAGACAAUCUUGCAAGGCUAGCGGUGAGUACAACGAUGCGUACUUCAAGAACAGAACGACGAUGAUGAACGACGAUGACGAACGACGAUGACGACAAUCAUGGCGCAUGUCGAUACCACUGUCAUGCUCUACACUAAUCGAACUGGCUCCCGAUAAGUAUUUAAGAAUUGCAGUCGACGUCAAGCAAUUUAAAGUUUUAGGCGUAAACUAUGAGGCAAUAGCAGAUGUGGAAUCCCAGGAACAAUAAAUGUUUUGAUGCCUUCCUAGGUAACGAGCGUUGUGUGUCUCUGGGUUGAGUAAGUACCAGCCGCAUAUCUGCCCUUAUAAACCUGAGAGCGAAUAGCCAACAUGUAUAUGUUUGCGCCGUACGAGGCCAGCAUCUUCGGAACAGUCAUCUGUACCCCGAUGACGUCAUUUAACCACUUUAGAUCCAGGACCGCAAAGAAAGAAUAUCGGAAUCUAAAAGCGACAACCGAGCCCGAGGAAGACGAACCCGAGGAAGACGAGCUUCUGUUUCGGGAGAUCAUCAACAUUGCGCGUCGGUAUCGAAGAAUUGGCCCGGUUUGGGAGUCUGAUACGGAGGCUUUCGGCAGCACGAUGGGAGCUGAGCGCGGUGGAUAUCUCCGACGCUCGACUCUACAUUGUACCGUGUGUUGCACGAGACCGACCUUUGCGAAAACUCUGGAGAGGUUUCCAAGCUACAACUUGGGUACAUUUGAAGAUGAUCCCGAUGAAGAUCCUAAUAGGCGCUAUUCUCCGAGGAGAUCGCCUACCGUGUGCAGAUCCGACUUGGUCCGUUGCAUGAGACAUGCGGCGCACAAGAUAGCGAAGAUGAAGACAACGAUGAGGCCAAUGGCUCGUCGGAUAUCUCUUUCACUCUCCUGGACAUCCGGGAACACUUGACCUCUACCAGGGACACUCACCCUCGCCUUCUCCGUCACGCAGCCUCUAUCCUCCGUCGACCAUGACUCUGACAGGAGUGUAGAUUCUGUCUGGUCUACACUUUCUGUCGUUGUUUGGAUUCAUGUGGUCAGCUAGGAAAUCUCCAGCUACUCUCACCAUGCUUC